AUGAACCUUCGCCCACAAAUGCUGGGGGCUGUCUUCCACAACCAUUACACUGACAUCCCUCGCGCAUCGCAUUGCGGAAUCAUUUGGGAGGUUCGUGUGGGAGAUGAUGUUCCUGUGACGGUGACCCCUGUAAAGCCCAAGUACUAUCUUCUUGGCACCCUGACUGUGAAGCAAAGGCAUGCAGUCAAGCUGUGCUAG
Molecule: messenger RNA, 198 nt
Organism: Durusdinium trenchii
Lineage: Eukaryota; Dinophyceae; Suessiales; Symbiodiniaceae
Source: the annotation of a GenBank genome assembly